AUGGAAGGGGGAUCGAGCACAGAGUUUAGGGCUGGAUGGGACGAGAGGCAGCGGAAGGUGAAGGAGGAACAGGAGGAGGUCGUAGCUCCGGCUGCAAGGAGACGGACCAAGGUGGUGAAGGAGGAGGAGGAGGCAAGAAAGGAUGCGGAAAGAGAAUCGAGCUUCGAAGAAAGCGGAGAGACAUCAGAAACAGAAGCGAAGGUGGAGACUGGCACCGAAACCAAGAAGAGGAGAGGUCGCCCUCGCAAGGUCGACUCGGCGGCUGCGACGUCGAGCAAGCCGGAGAAAGAGGACCAACAGGAAGACCAGGAGGGUGAGAAGCAGGAAGGAGGCCUCCCUCCUGCGCCGAAACCAGCAGCAAAACGGCGAGGAAGGCCUCCCAAGGAGAAAGAGCCCUGA
Messenger RNA from Guillardia theta CCMP2712, 399 nucleotides. RefSeq lists its product as hypothetical. Gene Ontology annotation, molecular function: DNA binding. Bases 1 to 399 code for a protein of 132 amino acids. The record is from RefSeq and is a predicted model, not a curated record. The transcript is spliced from 3 exons. NCBI's taxonomy places the organism in Eukaryota, Cryptophyceae, Pyrenomonadales, Geminigeraceae.